Messenger RNA from Alexandromys fortis (reed vole), 979 nucleotides. Its product is annotated as glutathione S-transferase A4. The record is from RefSeq and is a predicted model, not a curated record. Lineage: Eukaryota; Metazoa; Chordata; Mammalia; Rodentia; Cricetidae. The coding region runs from base 149 to 817 and encodes 222 amino acids. Gene Ontology annotation, molecular function: glutathione transferase activity. Gene Ontology annotation, biological process: glutathione metabolic process. The transcript has 7 exons.
CGCACUUCUUAAAAGCUCACUGGCUGGUGGGCGGAAGCUUGCUAUCAAAUCUGAAGGGCUCUGAACUUUCUUUUAGCCGAUUUAGCAGCUUCCUUCUCCAGUGCCUGGAGACCAGUUCUAGAAGAAUAAGGAAACUGAACCAGGAGUCAUGGAAACCAAGCCCAAGCUCUACUACUUUCAGGGCAGAGGCAGGAUGGAGUCCAUCCGCUGGCUGCUGGCUGCCGCGGGAGUGGAGUUUGAAGAAGAAUUUCUGGAGACAAGAGAACAAUAUGAGAAGUUGCAAAAGGAUGGCCGCCUGCUUUUUGAUCAAGUCCCUUUGGUUGAAAUUGAUGGAAUGCCGCUGACACAGUCUAGAGCCAUCCUCAGCUACCUCGCUGCCAAGUACAACUUGUACGGGAAGGACCUGAAGGAGAGACUCAGGAUUGACAUGUAUACUGAUGGCACCCUGGACCUGAUGAUAAUGAUCGCCCAGGCUGCAUUUAAGCCCCCGAAGGAAAAAGAGGAGAGCUAUGCUUUAAUAGUGAAGAGAGCUAAAACCCGUUACUUCCCUGUCUUUGAAAAGAUUUUGAAAGACCACGGGGAGGAUUUUCUUGUUGGCAACCGGUUCAGUUGGGCAGACAUACAGCUGUUAGAAGCCAUUUUGAUGGUGGAGGAACUCAGCGCUUCCAUUCUGUCUGACUUCCCUCUGCUGCAGGCAUUUAAGACAAGAAUCAGCAACAUUCCUACAAUUCAGAAGUUUCUGCAACCCGGGAGUCAGAGGAAGCCACCUCCAGAUGGCCACUAUGUUGAGGUGGUCAGGAACGUUCUGAAGUUCUAGUGGCAGCAGGCCUUAAGGUGGCCAACAGCGAGUAUCCAAUUGCAGCGUCACCGUAGACCAGCUACAAAGCAUUCCAAAGCAAGGUAUAGAUCCCAGGAGGCUUCGAGAAGGAAAACCCCUCUGCUAUCAGCAACACAUGUCAAUUAAAUAUGGUGAAAAAUU